Lactuca saligna is the source of this 1048-nucleotide messenger RNA. The record is from the annotation of a GenBank genome assembly. Lineage: Eukaryota; Viridiplantae; Streptophyta; Magnoliopsida; Asterales; Asteraceae.
AUGAAAGUGAACUUUCGUUUUUCAACUAUACCUUCGCAACCCACAGCUACAGAAAUGCUGAUGUGGAUACAUCAUCAUGGAAUUGUUCACAAGUGUUGCUUCUUGUUUUGCAUAAUACUCCUACAAACUGUAUACGGGGCUAAUUUGGACAUUUUAAAUGUCGGGGAAGAAUUGCAAAAGGAAACCCUACCAUUACAAUCAGGAUCCCGUGUCUACCAACUUCAAGGCCUUAAACCAAAUCAUUGGUAUGAAGUGAAGAUAUCAUAUCCUGCUUCUAUACCCGCUAGCUUUUCAUUACAACUUAAAAAGGAAAAUCCAAACUUUGAACUGAAGCAACAGAGGAAAUUACUCAAUACUGAAAAGUUGAUUUUCAAGAAUGAUGAUGAAGACUUACAAAACAACCAGAGUGGAAUGUAUGUGAUGUUGACUGUGGAGACUGAGGGGGUGGUUGCUAUCCCAAAUGGAAAGGAGAGGGAAAUGGUUAUAUAUAACAUAGUUUGUGAUGAACUAAUGUUAGGUAUUCCACACAAGGCUUGGUGGGUUGUGAUGUUUGUAAUUAUUUGUUUGGGUGUGGCAUUUGUGAUCCCAUCUUUUCUUCCAUCAUUUCUUUUAAUAACAACAGAUCGAAUGCCAUUAUUAGCUUCCAAGAAUUCCUGACUUCAUUCUUCAUCAGUAUGCUCACAAAGUGUAUUGGAAAAUGGAAGAUUUUGAUACUUGAAGCAGGUUUGAAAGUUGGCAAUUUUUGGGAUUCUUGAUCAUAUUUAUGUUUGGGAUGUUUAAUUAUUUGAGAAAGUUCAUGUAUUAUGGUAAUUAAGUGUUAGACUUUGAUCAUCAUAAGGAACAAAACUAAGUUGGAUCAUUUUUCUUUGAGAUGGUUUCAAUUUGAAAAUCUCCAUAUAUACUAUUUAUAUUGUAAGUCAUUAUGUUUUGCAUAUUAUGUGCAUAAAACAUUGUCUUUUGGGGUGUCGUUUUCCUCAUAUACUCGGGAAAGUAGUUUCGACUUUUGAACAUAUGCUCAUGAAGCAUUAUAUCGGAUCAUAUUCUAAAC